AUGCGCGGCGCACCCCCUCCCUUCGCCUUUUCGAGAGUGAUACCAGCCGCAGAAGCCGCUGGAGGGCCCGGAGCAGCGUCAAUAGCAGGCCCGGGAGGGUCAGCAGGGACGUUUAGCCCAGCGUCCCCACAGAGCGCGCCGAGGUUGCCAAGUACGAGCCCCACACGGCCGCCAGUCCCGGGACUGCUCGUGCCGACCGACCGGACGCUCGAGGACCUCGAGGAGAACUGGCUGCCGCGUCUGGGAAAGCUCAAGGUCGACCGCGAGGUGCGGAUUUCAGGCUACACGUUGUAUGGAAUAAGGAGCUGGUACCUCUCACGAACACACUGGAUGUUCACCAUUGCCGUGUCUUCUGGCAAGCCGACAGAUUACAUCUCGUGCUAUGUCCUCACCCCUUGUCCCGAACUCUCAGACGCGGAGGGAGCCGCCGUGCUCGCUUCGGCGGCACACUACCUCGCAAGCGAGACGCACGGCCACACACGAAAGACCGAACACGGCACGCUUCUCGUGAGCUCGCCAGCGGGAUAUGGACAAGAGAUAUCGCCCAUCCCCACAGGCGACAUGCGUGGUGCGUGGCCGUUUAUCGUCCUCAACACUGGUCUCCGUCGACUGGGCUGUGGCGGCCGUGCCGCCAUGGGCAACGACCCGCCCGUCCCCGCUGUCCGGCGCAAGUUUUACGAGUCGUACGGUAUCCAACCCCCCAAAGCCGACGACGCGACGUCGCCACCUGGUUCCCCUACCCUCCAGCACACGCACAGCUUUGGCCAUUCCCACCACUUGAGCCUCGGUUCGAACAACAGCGCCUCGAGCCCCACCGCAGCGAUUGUGUGGAAUGACCCGCUGUUGCUCAACACCAUUACCACGGUCAAGCUCAUCCAGGGCGCUUUGGCCCUAUGGGGACUGUUUGGACCGCAUGCAGGCGACGACUGUGUGGAAAUUGACGGCCUGUUCUGUGACGAGACCAAGGCCGGCAUCUUCCGAUGGCGACGGGUCAUGGGGUUGGAGAUGGACGACGCGUACAAGAUUGAGAGAGAAACGUCCGGCGGUUGUAUCGACCCACGCACACUCACCGCACUGCUCACCUCUGUCACGUCUGUUCGAUACCAACUGGCGUCCCUGGGCGUUGAAAAGCUCCCCAAAGACCCCUUUACCAACCCACGCCGCUUCCUCCAGGCCUGGCGCGCCUUCCCGCCGACGCAGGGAAAAUACCUCUCCGUCUCUGGCAUUCGCGCUCUCAACGCUUGCCACGUUCAAGGACGCAAGGCGCACCCCACAGACGCGCUCAAGGUCCACCGGUUUUUGCUCUCGGGCGUCGCGUCAGCGACCAGCAGCAUCUCCAACAACCUCAAGGGCGGCGCAAGCGACGACUUGUCUACCCCGCUGCGCAAACGCGAGCAGCACAUGAUCUUUGGGGCCGACGAUGGCGGCGAGUCUGGGCUGGGCAUGAUUGUCCCCGAGGCGCCUCCCGACACGAACGCCGUGUCCGCGCCCGACACCAUUACCAGCGACAUUGACGCCUACCACCGCCUCUUGCUCAAGUCGAAAGAAAAAGAGUGGGACGUCAUGGGUGCCAGACCCAUCGCCGAGCUGUUCAAGGGCCAGGCUCCCGAACGUGCCAUGGACGGCGAAGCAGACCGGUACUAUGACCCGCUUCGCGCGUUCCGCCGCCGACCCAUCCAGGACGACGCGGACGACGACGGUGCCGUUGGCGCCACCAUGGGCAGAGUCAAGGGCAUGCGCUCCAAGACUGGCGCGGCGCUCAAGGGCAGCUUUGCGCUCGUCGGUGUCGGACGGGCAUCCAAGGGCAUGUCGGACGCGAGCGACUCGGAAGGAGCGAGCAAGGGCAAGAAGCGGGGUGUGCCAAUGGUCAACGUGGAGGCGGACGACGACGACGUGCUGUCUGUCCUCUCGCGCUCGCCGUCCCCGCGCGAGCCCAUCACCCCGUCCCCGCGCCAGCACACCACGUACCCUCAGGUCCACUCGCCGCUGCAACAGAGCAUGCGGCUGAGUGUUGCCGGGACCAACGUCUCCGGCGACACCAGCGACGUGUCCAUGGGUGGGUCGACGGUGGGCCGGCCGAGCCUGCCGAGCCUGCCCAGCAUCCAAACGGGUCCUCUUGACCGGAGGAGGUCAGCGGCCACGGCCAUUUCGACAACCACCAGCGCCGGCGAUCGCAGUCGCGCAUGGGCGAGCCCGCAGCCGCGCGUCCCAAUGCUGCGUACCGCCAGUGACGGCGCCGACGUCGUCGUCGCUCCCGGAGGCAAUGAGUUUGCCGUCGCCAACCCGCACGGUACCGGCCGGCGUGAGGAGGCCGUUGUGGACGGCACGGUGCAGCUCGAGCCGCAGCUCGAGAGCGAUUUCGGCAUUGACCGCGCGGCGCUCAAGCGCACAAACUCGUUCCAGAACAGAAGCUACUACCGCGGGUUCCGCAUAAAGCCCAAGGACCAUCUGGCUGUCGAUGUGGAAAUGUGCGCGCUGGUGUGGGAGCUGCGUAAAAAGGAAAAGGCCCUGCAGAAGCGUACAGAGGACAUGAUGGUUGUGGAGAAGAGCGCGUUUGCAGCGACCCAAGCGAUGAUGGAUGCGGCCCGGUCGCGCCGCGACCGCGUCGACAACCUCGAGGCCGAGGUCCGGCGCCUGCAGUAUGACCUGUCGCGCGCGGCCAGCGAGGACGUCGACGAGGACCGCGCGCUGCAGUGGGCGUCAAGCAAGCUCCUGUUCUUCCUCUCUGAAGACACCAACAUCCACGAACUCAGGUGGCAGCUGCGCGAGCUGGAAAAGCACUGGGAGAGUAUGCGCGAGGAGCGCGAGGAGGCCGUCGAGGCCGUCAGGAGGGAGGAGGCCAAGCCGUGGUGGAGGCUCGGUUAUUGA
Molecule: messenger RNA, 2868 nt
Organism: Apiotrichum porosum
Lineage: Eukaryota; Fungi; Basidiomycota; Tremellomycetes; Trichosporonales; Trichosporonaceae
Exons: 5
Coding region: 1-2868 (955 amino acids)
Cellular component (GO): Sin3-type complex
Source: RefSeq, a predicted model, not a curated record